AAGUCAGUGUUUUAUUGUCCACAUGUUCCACAAUUAGAAUGGGACGUGCACGACACCAUUUCUCCUUGGAUAUUUGCCGCUUUCGCAUCUAUAAUCUCACAGGCUGCAGUUCUUUUGAAUGCGUUAAUAAUCAUCGCAAUCAAGAAAAAGGGAGAACUGCAGAGACUCUCCAACAUCCUGUUGUCAAGUAUGGCCAUUACGGACCUUCUAGUAGGUGGUAUAUGUGCGCCGUUAUCUGCUAUAGAUGGACUAUUACUUUCCUAUCAAAUUCUUUCUCGUCAGCAUAUUUGCACCCUAUACGUGGCAACUGCCUGUUUUACAGUGACUUUGAUAUUUUGUUCAGUUGUCCAUCUGACAUUAAUUGCAUGGGAGAGGUACGUGGCCAUUCGAAGAUGGAGGGACUACAGAGUUAUUGUGACUAAAGACCGCUUAAAAAAGCUGGCAAACACAGCUUGGAUUUUAGGAACAGUUUUCAUUUUGAGCCCAAUCCUCAUUUCUGUAGCGUUCACCGGACAGACUAGCUUUCCAAUUCCAGCUGUUUCCACAUGUUGUAUGCUAGCACUCAUAGUAUAUUUUUACUUCAAGGUGUACCUUGAAAUUCGCAAACGAAAAUUCAAUCAAAUUUCUCAGGUCAGCGUGGAAGUGUCAAUGAAACUGGAAUACAGAGUGGCGAAGACUACUGCUUUGGUUACAGUAGCCCUGAUUCUUUCCUUCAUUCCUGCUGCUAUUCUGUCUUUAUUGGGAAGAUUUUUUCCCGUACUUCGUAAAAUGUCGUCAUGGUGCGUAGGGGAAACGCUAAUGCUUUCAAAUUCUUUGGUUAAUCCACUCAUUUACUGCUACAGAGACCGCCAUUUUAGGAAAGCUGUUUUUGAGAUUUUGAGGAUUAAAAAACCUGAAACAAAGAAUGAAGGGGGUAUAGUACGAUUCAUCGAACGAAAAGAUGUGCGUGGUUCACCGAAAGAAAGGGAGGCGAUUAUUCAAGAAGUAGAUAAAAACAUCAGUUUGAUAAGAUCAACGUCCUCGUAUGAUUUGACCUCAUAUCGAGCUCAUAUCGAACACAAUAGAACAUCGGUUAGGAGAACAAGGUCGGCUCCGUUGAUCCUUGUAGAUGGCAGUUCGUGCGUAGACUAA
Messenger RNA from Porites evermanni, 1131 nucleotides. The record is from the annotation of a GenBank genome assembly. NCBI's taxonomy places the organism in Eukaryota, Metazoa, Cnidaria, Anthozoa, Scleractinia, Poritidae.